Molecule: messenger RNA, 648 nt
Organism: Lodderomyces pseudojiufengensis
Lineage: Eukaryota; Fungi; Ascomycota; Pichiomycetes; Serinales; Debaryomycetaceae
Exons: 1
Coding region: 1-648 (215 amino acids)
Biological process (GO): endosome organization; regulation of protein localization
Cellular component (GO): endosome; BLOC-1 complex
Source: RefSeq, a predicted model, not a curated record
AUGAAUGAUGAAGAGUUAGCAAGAGGUAUUAAAGAUUCAAUAAUUGAUGAAGAGGAGCCUAUUAGGUUACUACAGCCUACGACCAAUAGUCAGAUCCCAAUUCGAGCAGAAAAAACAAGUAGUAUUCAUGAUCAAUCACUUUCCACUGACACAGAGGAUGAGUAUUUCAAGAGUGACGAAGACAAGGAGGAUGAAGGUCUCAUAAAUGAAGAUUCAGUGACAUCGCAUCUACCUGGGAUAUCCAAUCUUGGUGAUUAUGCAAAAUAUUUCACGAAUUCAAUUUUACAAUCUUUGGACUCCACAGAUUUGGAUAAUCCAUUGGUCAUUGAAGCACAAAUCAGUGGGAGUUUAAACAACGAAAAUCAAAAAUCAAUGGAGAAAAAAUCACAAUUGCAAGAAAAGUUACGUGUGUUACAUGGAUUAUUUGAGAAGAAUUUCACGGCUAUUGGCGAUGCCAAAGGAAGCAGAAUGGAUCAAUUGAAUCAUGACAUCCAAAGCUUGGAGAGGAGAAUAAAUCGUUUGAAACAUGGGGAAGCUCGAUCACUUGGUAUUCCAUUCAUUAAACUGAAGAACAAAGCUGGUGUGAUUGACAAAUUCCCUAUAGAAUAUUAUCAAGCAAAAGACAAAGUUCUUGAUCGAGAAUCUUGA